GUCAUUUGGGAAUUGAAUCCCACCAACGCUUCACGUCACGCAACGCAAUGCUGCAUCUUCCCUUUCACAUUCUCCGCAAAGCUCAGGCAGUUUCUUCUCUUUCACCUCUUCCUCUUCAAACCACUUUCUUCAAUUCCCAAAUCUAGCAUCAAACCCUAGCUUCAAUUUCAGAUGAAUCCCUUACAAUUCCCCUUUCUCUUUCUCGCUUGCAAUUAACCCUAAUUUCACCAUGUUUUCUUCAUUUACAAUCCAUUUUUCACACUCCAGUGGUUUUCUGGUGUAGAAGCCAUGCCUGAGGUGUUGAAUAUAAGUUCUGAUGAAGAAGAGGGUUUGGAGGAGGCAGCAAAAGAAGCGGAUUUUGAUUGGAUCAAAGAGUUGCUGUUUGCAUCUGAUGGAGAAUCUGAUGACGAUGUUAUCAUCGUUGGCGAGAAAAAACCUGAAUUGAAGUCAAAGUCUUCUACUACUUUGGCUGUGAAAGAUGAUGAUGAUGAUGAUGAGGAUGAGGAUGGUGAUGAUGAUGAUUGCGUUGUUCUGGAGGGUGAUCCGGACAAUGGUGUCACUUCUGUGGAUGAGGACUCAACUGGGUCGGAUGAUUUGCUUGUAGUUGGGGAGAAGGGUCAGGUUGCAUGCAGAGACUAUCCUCAUGCCCGGCAUCUUUGUGCUAAAUAUCCUUUCUCUUCCACCCCUCAUGAGAGACACUGUGAUCAGUGUCACUGUUAUGUCUGUGACUCUCUAGCACCAUGUCCGAAUUGGGGCUCUGGAAAGUUGAGUUCAGAUCAUUGUCAUGCAAAUGAUACAACUGAGGUGUGGAAACUUCAGCGGAAAAAUUUCAAGCUGGGCCUGAGUUCCCCAUUACCAGCUUCAACUAACUAUGGUACUGCCGUCCAUGUGGUAUAUCCCCAACGUAAUCUGCGUCGUGAAAAUAUUCACUUGCCCUCAAAUUCUAUGCGACGGUAUCAAGGAUCCAGAUCAAAGAAUCAAGUCUCUAGAUCAAUCAACAUCCCUGUGUGCCCUACAACCACCAACUUAACAGUCACAAAUGGUGUAACAAUUAUAAAUGGUGUAAUCACAAAUGGUGCAAACCAUGGUAGAUCUAAGCAAUUAGGAUCUACUUUGGUGAGAAGGAGAGUCCAACCUAUCCCUGUUCCAAAUCCAAAUCAGUUGCUGGGUGUAUGUAGUCAUGCUAUCCAAAAGGGGCGGGGAAGUGGUGGAAGCAGUUUAGGAUCUCAGUUCCUUCGUCCUCAUGUGAUUUCCAAGCGGGUAGGCAGUUCUAGGGACUUGACAAUGAAUGAUGCUUCUCGUGGUUCAUCUGGCUUCAACACUCAGGUUAUUGCGGCACAGCAGCAUUACAAAUACCCCACUGCCUCAGGGUUCUCAAAUCACAGAAAUCGCAAUGGAGCAGGCUCAAUAAAUUCAUCAAUUUAUUCACACCCAAGCUCUGGACCGGCCAGUUUGAGUCGUGCCAACCUGCAUACCAUGACUGCUGAAACACAGGCAUAUGGCCAGCCAUUGCCCCAAUCAAAUGAUAGCCAGGGUCAAUCUUGGAUUCCGGUUAAUGAUGCUCCUUCAAGUUAUGUGCCAUGUUUGGAUAAAAAUCAACAUGGAAAUAUGAAACAAAGUCAAGCUACUACCCAACCAAAAUCUUGGAUUCCGGUUAAUGAUGCUCCUUCAAGUUAUGUGCCAUGUUUGGAUAAAAAUCAACAUGGAAAUAUGAAACAAAGUCAAGCUACUACCCAACCAAAACCAUGUGAAGAAAGUCGAAGUGGAACUGCCGGGAAUUUUUCUGCUGUUGACUUAGGUUGGACAGAGAAUACCAGUCAAAGCAUUGAACCUGUAAUUGAUUUUUCUUCUCAACAAAGCUCAGGAAGCGUUGAACCUCCAACUGAAUCUUCUCAUUUAUCCAGUUCAAUUGCUGAUAUUGAAAGCUGGCUUUUUGAUAAAGACCUUUUUCCAAUGGUAACAGAAGGUGUUUUCCCAUCUGAACUGAAUAUACCAUCUCCUGAUCUUGACCCAGUUGAUACAGGGAUGCUCUCAUCUCAGUUGUGGUGAAUGAGAAGUGACAAGCCAACUAGCAUGAUGCCUAAAGGCUCAUUUUUUUGUCAUUGACUCAACGUUGAGUACUUUGACAUCAUUCAUUGAGUUAUGACUCAAUUUUGAUGACUUACUCAGCUGAGUGAUUGGCAUGUUUCAUUGUGUCUCGUAUUGAGAGCUGAACAUGUUAGAUGUUCCUUAGUUCUCAUACUUGAUGAUAAGUUAGAUGUAUAGUUGCUAGUAUAGCUUAAUUUAGUUUUUCUUUAUUUCGUUGGAUGUAGUGAAGGAAUGUCUUUGCUUAUUAUGCUUAGCACCAACUCAUGAGAUGUGAAUCAGUUAGAAGCGAGUAAAACUAACUGGUAAUUUUCAAGUGUUGCGUACUUUAUGUUCACAUAUACAUGAUUUUUUAAGUGUUGGGUUCUUUAUCA
Lotus japonicus is the source of this 2459-nucleotide messenger RNA. RefSeq names its product RPM1 interacting protein 13-like. Bases 289 to 2049 code for a protein of 586 amino acids. The record is from RefSeq and is a predicted model, not a curated record. The transcript is spliced from 5 exons. NCBI's taxonomy places the organism in Eukaryota, Viridiplantae, Streptophyta, Magnoliopsida, Fabales, Fabaceae.